CCAUUUUCAUGCACCUGUAGAGAGAGAGAGAGAGAAAGAUUUGUGUAUGCAAAUUUCUCAUUCGAGGAAAUGAAGCAACCAAAGCCGAUUCUGAAAUACGUCUUAGUCUCUAUCUUCCUCACUCUCCCUCUCAUCCUGUUCUUCUCUAUACAACUACGUAAACCCGAAAAAGAACUCAUCAGGAUCCGACCAGGUUACACGUCUUACGAUUACUACAUCCAACGACAGCUCAACAAAACGCUUAACCCUAGGCUUCGUACGAUAUGGAUGACACGAGACUGGGACCGUAAGAUCAAAGUGUUCUCAAGAUUCUUCCAAGAUCUGAAACGUCAAGGCCUCUUAUCCAAAGACUCUAAAUGUCUCUGCCUCGGAGCUCGAGUCGGGCAAGAAGUGGAGGCCCUGAAACGUGUAGGCGUAAACGACUCGGUGGGAAUGGAUCUGGUGCCAUAUCCGCCGUUGGUGGUCAAAGGUGACUUUCAUCACCAGCCGUUCGAUGAUGAGACUUUUGAUUUUGAAUUCUCCAACGUGUUUGAUCAUGCACUUUAUCCGGACAAGUUUGUUGGAGAGAUCGAACGGACACUGAGACCUGGAGGUUUAUGUGUUUUACACGUGGCUCUCUCUACACGAUCGGAUAAGUAUUCAGCCAAUGAUCUCUUCAGUGUGGAGGCAUUGGUGAAACUAUUCCGACAAUCGGAGGUGGUUCAUGUAAGAAAUGUGGACGGCUUUGGGUUGGAUACAGAGGUCGUGUUUAGGAAGAAAAGGGAUUCAUCCAUCCUAGUUCGGUCUUGAAUUAUUUGUUUCGUACUUAAAUAUAUUGUUGUUUUUUUAUGUCACAUUGAAAUAUUAUUAAAGGGCAAAUUGUGUUCUAU
Arabidopsis thaliana (thale cress) is the source of this 869-nucleotide messenger RNA. Its product is annotated as S-adenosyl-L-methionine-dependent methyltransferases superfamily protein. Gene Ontology annotation, molecular function: S-adenosylmethionine-dependent methyltransferase activity. The record is from RefSeq and is marked reviewed. Lineage: Eukaryota; Viridiplantae; Streptophyta; Magnoliopsida; Brassicales; Brassicaceae. The transcript has a single exon. Bases 70 to 789 code for a protein of 239 amino acids.